AUGGAGGUCGGCACUUCCUUUCUCCUGCAGUCCCUCUUGCACCAAAGGAUUGUUUCGAUAGGUAGGUCGGCCAAUGUCUCCUCGGUCGGGUUCGGUAGGUCGGCCGUUUAUCAAGGUCAUCUAUUUAGAUAUAGAUCGGUCGUUGAGUCCAGGCCGGUCAUCGGGUUAUGGGUCAGCCAUUUUAGCUGUAUUAAGGUCGGCCAUAUAAAGGUAGGUCGGCUAUUAGUCAUAGGUCAGCCAUUGAAUGUAGAUCGGCUAUUAGUCAUAGGUCAGCCAUUGAGUGUAGGAUGGUUAGUGAGCAUAGGUCGGCUGAGUGACAGGUCGAUUAAGUACAACUGCUUGGAGGUCGGCCGGCCUAUUUCACUUGUCGUUUGGGAUCGGCUCAUGGGGAGGACGCAUCUUCCGAGAGGUGUUCAGCCACGAACUGCGGGGCGGCCGGAUACGGUUGCCAUUAUCCUGAAUGGGUUGAGGCCGGCCUCGCCUCCGGGGAGUAUCGAUUCGACGUGUUUUACUGGUGGUUCCGGAUCGCCAUCUUCCUCGGCUGAGACGAGAUCAGGUCCGGAUGGUUCUGAUGCGGUUGUUGAUACUCCUAUGGCGAGUAGGGUAACUGGUCGCGUUGGCAAUGUUAGUAGUGAGCGCGUCGUUUCGGCUCGUCCUGAUGAAGGGUCCCCGGAGCCUUGGUCUCCUUUACAGUCUUCGGGCCGCGAGUUUCCUCGUUCCAAGUCGUCGGCACGAUCUUUGGAGGAUAUUUGGGAUGCUUGUGGGGUUGCCGAUCUAGAGUUUCGAGUACCCGGUACGAACGAGCAUCCUUGGACCCCUCCUCCGGGCAGGAUUUUCCACUACGAGUUUUGGUUCGAGCAUUGUCAGUUGUGGUUUCCGCUGCCGAAGCUCUUGUUGGACUAUUGCGAGGCUAGGGAGAUUGCAUUGACUCAGCUUUGUCUGGGUGCGAUCCGUAACAUGGUCGGCGCGAUUUUAGUGACGGAGUCAUGCAAUGUUGAGAUGAGCCUCCGUUUCUUCGAGGAGAUAUCGAAUGUAGGUUGGUAUACAAGAAGGGCCCAGCAAACGGUUGCCGUGAAUAUGAGAUCGGGGAACAAGGUCGUGACUAGCAUUGCGAAGAAGUCGCAUCGCUGGUGGGGGCGUUACUUCUAUGCCCGGGUGAACUCGGCGUUAGUUUGUGGUGGCGAUAAUAGGACGUUCGUGGAUCAAUGGAGUCCCGAAUUUGUUCUACAUCCGGUCGGUGAGGAGCGUCCUGUGGAUUUCGAGGAGGAUCUUGCAAAGAUACGACAGUUGGGGGUUCUGCAUUGGUCGACGAUUGUUGAAGCUCGAAGGGAUAGAAAUUCAUUUCGACGUGACAGGAAAGAUGGAGAAGCGAUUGUUGAAUGCUCCCAAGUUCUCUGGCUAGAAAGCUCCGCCGGCAUCCUCUGGAGAUGUGGCCGGCUCGUCUUCGUUGGACAAGAGGCCGGCCGAGCCGGAAGCGAGAGACGUGAGGAGCAAGUCGUUUCCGAUUCGUUUCGUGCGGGUAAGGAAGCGUCGGGGAAAACAGUCGGCACGCCCGGUGAGGCGGUUGAUGUGGUCGGCGGGCCUAGCAAAGUAGUCGAGGAUGUCAGGGACUACUCUUUUUCGUAUCGGUAUGACGGGACUGAUCUGUUUGCCUCUGACUCGGAUGCUUGCGUCGACUUAUACCGGAAGGUCAGUCAUUCCCAUAGGGAGUAUCCUCCUUACAAUGCUGAUGCGUUCGGGGCGAAGAUUUACCGGGCGAUCGCUAUGACGGUGAGCACCAACCAGCUCGAUUUUCUGCUGCGCCGAGAGAUGCGCAAACUAGGAGACGAGCUAGAUGUGUCCGCAGUCGAGAAGCAAAAGGCGGCCGAGCGGGAGGCAGCUGCAGCUGGGGAAAAGUUGAAGGCGGCUGAGAAGAGGGUGCUUGAGGAAGAGAAGCUCAAGGCCUCUCGUGACGAGGUGGAAGAUUACAAGGAAAGGUGGGAGAAGGUAAAGGAUCACUACCGCAAUCUAAAGUUAGAUUUGGCUAGGAUCAGGAAGGAGAGAGACGAUGGUACGAUGGCCGAGAGGAGACGCGUUCUUAGUUUGGUUAUUCCACAGUUCCGCGACCAGGUUGGCAAGUUCGAGAGGUUUUAUAGGAGCAACGAGGUGGUUCACACUGCCGUUUCUACUUACACGAUGGCUUCGGGUGUUUUUGACGCAUUCACUUCGAGAGUGAGCGAUAAGACUCAUCUUCCUAAGGGUACGAUGGCCAAGUUGGAGAGCGAGAGGGAUACCGCUAAGGCGAAGGCCUUGGCGUUGGGGGCUGAAGACAUCCAGGACGAAGACUUCGUCGUGGGUUUGGUUAGUGACUGGAUGGCGCUCUUGGCUUCUCCUUCGCCGGUGGAGGCCCCGGCAGAUCAGUACGGGAGUAUGUCGGCGGGCCUUGCUUCUAUAGACGUCUCCUCUCUUCGGUCCCCUGGUCGGAACCCAGCUUUGUUGAAUCUGGGUGCCAGACUGGGCUCGGCUCAUCCCGUUUAG
Molecule: messenger RNA, 2517 nt
Organism: Thlaspi arvense
Lineage: Eukaryota; Viridiplantae; Streptophyta; Magnoliopsida; Brassicales; Brassicaceae
Source: the annotation of a GenBank genome assembly